ACUGCGGACACAGUGCAGGAGAUGACCAGAGACUGUAAACACAGUACAGGAGAUGACCAGAGACUGCAGACAGUAAAGGGGAUGACCAGAGACUGUGGAUACAGUACAGGAGAUGACCAGAGACUGCGAACACAGUAUAGGGGAUGACCAGAGACUGCGGACAGUACAUAGGAUGACAGAGACUACGGACAUAGUAGAGGGGAUGACCAGAGACUGCGGACAUAGUACAGGAGAUGACCAGAGACUGUGGAUACAGUACAGGAGAUGACCAGAGACUGCGAACACAGUACAGGGGAUGACCAGAGACUGCAGACAACAGUACAGGAGAUGACCAGAGACUGUGGAC
Staurois parvus is the source of this 346-nucleotide messenger RNA. NCBI's taxonomy places the organism in Eukaryota, Metazoa, Chordata, Amphibia, Anura, Ranidae. The record is from the annotation of a GenBank genome assembly.